Messenger RNA from Dentiscutata heterogama, 921 nucleotides. The record is from the annotation of a GenBank genome assembly. NCBI's taxonomy places the organism in Eukaryota, Fungi, Glomeromycota, Glomeromycetes, Diversisporales, Gigasporaceae.
GAACCUCCUGUACCUGGUGCCGUUCGAAUAUCGUUAAAAGAACCUAAUAAUUUUGUCGUUCCCUCUUAUUGUAACGGAACAACACCGUGCACUUUUUGGGGUGCUAAUGAAAUACAAUUCCCUUCUGAUGGUGCUGGUGUUGCAUUUAUUACUACGAGAGCGUCCGUAAUUAAUUAUCCUAAUCAACCUGGAUGCAAUCCUUUAAGGGUUUCGUUACCAACAGACCCGUGCUUUUUUAAAUCAACAAACAAUAAUGUAACCAUUGUGCCAAAAUCUUAUAUUGGUGACAUCGAAGACUACACAGUAAGGGAAGCUACGUCUAUUGCGCUUCGUAAUGGGGUGAUGGAUGGAGAACUUGUUUCUUUCAACGGAACAACGAUUAGAAAGAUAACAAAUGCUACAAGAAUGGCAGAGAAUCCCAGUGCUGAUGGUGAUAUAUUUACUAUCCAAGAAAUUCUUACAGCAGCUGGUGCAGAUUUGGAUGCACCCUCUACAGCCCCUGGCGCUAAUAAAGCAGCGGGUGAAACGUAUAGAUCAUCUGGAAUAGUCAUUGUUAUCGUAAUUGAAUAUAAAAAUGUUCAAUUCAAGAAAAAUCAAAUAGCUUAUAAAUAUUUACCCCAAGUAAUUGAUGGAAAUGAGUAUAAAGCUGUAGAAAACAUAUAUAAUGCUACUGAUGGUUCGAUUACGCUUAUUGAUAGACACGGUAUUCGUUUAGUAUUUCAAGAACAUGGAACAAUAGGUGAAUUCCAAUUUGUCGCUCUUCUUACAGCUUUAGUUGCAAGUUUUGCACUUUUUAAAAUUGCCGAGUUCCUAGUAGAAUUGAUCAUGCUAAAAGUAGUUCCAGAAAGAUAUAGGUACCAAGAAGCCAAGUACGCCCUUCGUGUGAGGAGUGAAGAUUUAGGUCAAGAUUUAAAGACUUAA